CGGGAGCUAAAGCCCUGAUCUUUGUUUAGCUAGUCGCCUCUCCCGCGUUCUUCUGCUAAAUCCCGCCGCCGCCCUGCUUUCCUUAUCAAAGCCUCCGCCGGUCUACGUCUCGGCCAACUUCAUACCGCCAACGUGUUCUGGCGGCUAUCUCUGCAGCCGUUGCGUCGCCCGAGGCCGCUGCUUGAUAAUCUUCUUCCAGUCCUCACAGUGUAGCGGCUUUACACAACAAGAGCCCGCUCCAUCUUUUAGCUGCAAAGCCGGCACUUGAAAUGUUACUUUGCUCUGCUACACCUUGUUCCUUCACUCUAUCGAGCAAGCGCGGUCUCCCUAACCUCGCCGCUCCUUCCAGAUUCUACUUCGGCGGCGAAAACAGCACACUUGGGCUGGUCCAGCGGCACAGUUACAGAAUGGCAUCGCCGUCGGGGAUUCGAUCAUUGAAAUUGGAAGCCACUCUCCAAAGCGAUAGCCAUGGUUCAUCAUCUCAUAGAAAUGAGGACUCUACUAUCCAUGGAGUUUCUGAAACUAUUGUUGGUGUGCUGGGUGGAGGCCAGUUAGGUAGGAUGUUAUGUCAAGCUGCAAGUCUCAUGGCCAUUAAGGUUGUGACUUUGGAUCCUUUGGAAAAUUCUCCCGCAAGCUCUCUGUCCUAUCAACAUUUUGUAGGCAGAUUUGACGACGGUGAUGCAGUUCGUGAGUUUUCAAAGAAAUGUGGAGUGCUGACUAUUGAGAUUGAACAUGUUGAUGCUAUUACUCUUGAAAAACUGGAGGAACAAGGAGUAGACUGCCAGCCAAAACCGUCCACAAUAAGAAUAAUCCAAGACAAAUAUAUACAGAAGGUUCACUUUUCACAGCAUGGGAUCCCCCUUCCUGAUUUUCUAAAGAUGGAUAACCCUGAAAGUGCUGAAGAAGCAGCCAAUUUAUUUGGUUUCCCUAUGAUGGUUAAAAGUAGAAGGCAAGCUUAUGAUGGGCGCGGAAAUGCUAUAGCACAUUGUAAAGAAGAGCUUCCUUCUGCUAUUGCUGCACUCGGUGGAUAUGAACGCGGCUUAUAUGUUGAGAGAUGGACUUCAUUUACAAAGGAGCUGGCAGUCAUUGUUGCAAGGGGAAGGGAUGGCUCAGUUUUAUGCUAUCCUGUGGUUGAAACUAUUCACAAAGAUAGCAUCUGUCACAUUGUUGAAGCUCCUGCUGAUGUACCUGAAAAAAUAAGGAAGUCUUCUGUCGACAUUGCUCGUAGAGCUGUUAGUUCGCUAGAGGGCGCGGGGGUUUUUGCAGUAGAGUUAUUUUUAACAAACGAUGGGCAGGUUUUGCUAAAUGAAGUAGCUCCUAGACCCCAUAAUAGUGGGCAUCACACGAUUGAGUCUUGCUAUACCUCUCAAUAUGAGCAGCACCUAAGAGCUGUUAUAGGUCUUCCAUUAGGGGAGACGUCCAUGAAGACCCCUGCUGCAAUCAUGUACAACAUACUUGGUGAGGAGGAGGGAGAGCGAGGGUUCUAUUUAGCUCAUCAACUAAUGAAGAAAGCAUUAAGCAUUUCUGGAGCUACAGUUCAUUGGUAUGACAAACCAGAAAUGCGGAAGCUGCGGAAGAUGGGACAUAUUACACUUGUAGGCCCUUCAAGAAGCCAUGUCAGAAAAAACUUGGAUUUGAUGUUGAACCGAAAGAGCAUCAAAAAUAAUACUCCAGACACGCCUCAAGUUGCCAUUAUUAUGGGCUCUGAUUCUGAUCUUCCGACAAUGAAGGAUGCUGCAGAAAUCUUGAAUACUUUUCAUGUGCCAUUUGAGAUUACAAUUGUUUCAGCUCAUCGAACGCCUGAAAGAAUGUAUUCUUUUGCUUUGUCUGCAAAAGAAAGAGGCAUUCAAAUCAUCAUUGCUGGUGCAGGUGGUGCCGCUCAUUUACCAGGCAUGGUGGCUUCAUUGACUCCCUUGCCUGUUAUAGGAGUGCCAAUUAGAACAUCUUCAUUAGAUGGAGUUGACUCACUCUUGUCUAUUGUUCAGGUGGGGAUGCACUUAUGAUUUGAGGCCGGCUGCUAAGUUUUUUGAUAAUUUAUAUGCCAUAAGAUGCUGGUUACAAAUUUACAAUCGAGCCUAUUAUUAUCUUUAAACUGGAAAUUCUUUCCACUACAAUUGCUUUGGUGAGACAAAGGAUGGUUGCUGUUUCUUUGGUUCCCGAGUAUUCAACCUGAUGAUUGUUCUAGCUAUUACAUCAGUGGAGAAAAGUUCAUAAAGGAUAUAUGUAUUUUUAUCUUUUACUAUGGACAUCAACUUUUAGACUGCAGAAGAAUACAAGAGAUAGAUGUUCUUAUAUUGGUGUGAAAACAAAGAGAAAAAAGUUAUAAUCUAGAUAUAUAAAACUAUUUUUUUUUCUUAUUCACAAAGAAGGAAAUAUACAUAAUUUAUAGCAGAUACAAGAGUGCUAAAAUAGAGAGAAAUUGAUAUAAAUAGACCGGUCCAUCCAGCCCAACCAUUGGGCCGGCCCACUUAUUACAGCAGGCGCAAGCCCCCCUAUUGGGGUGGGGUCCACUUCCUAAAGGAUUCUGAAGAGGGGUUGUUUAGUCCUUUUGCAUUAUUGUGUUAUCUGAUUUAAGUAAAAGUUUGUAUUAGAGUUAGGACAUUUGGGUGGCUGAUUUCUAUUUUGGUGCUUGGCAUUCUUGGGCUCUAGCGGCAUCUAGAGAUUUGGGAGAGAGAGAUCCUUCUCUCGAAUAAAGGAUCAAUUGUAUCUUGGUAUUUUCCUAUUCCUUUCAUCCAGUAAUACAAAAAUAUCUACUUUUUUUUUA
Messenger RNA from Dendrobium catenatum, 2764 nucleotides. RefSeq names its product phosphoribosylaminoimidazole carboxylase, chloroplastic. The transcript is spliced from 15 exons. Bases 270 to 2003 code for a protein of 577 amino acids. Gene Ontology annotation, biological process: 'de novo' IMP biosynthetic process. The record is from RefSeq and is a predicted model, not a curated record. Gene Ontology annotation, molecular function: metal ion binding; ATP binding; phosphoribosylaminoimidazole carboxylase activity. Gene Ontology annotation, cellular component: chloroplast. NCBI's taxonomy places the organism in Eukaryota, Viridiplantae, Streptophyta, Magnoliopsida, Asparagales, Orchidaceae.